Molecule: messenger RNA, 5810 nt
Organism: Lytechinus variegatus (green sea urchin)
Lineage: Eukaryota; Metazoa; Echinodermata; Echinoidea; Temnopleuroida; Toxopneustidae
Exons: 9
Coding region: 716-4300 (1194 amino acids)
Cellular component (GO): cell periphery
Source: RefSeq, a predicted model, not a curated record
UUAUGCUAUCUGUUCAGGCAUAUUUGACAUUUGUUGGAGAAGCCUUCCGACUUUCAUCGCAUCAAUCUGCCAACUACGGAAAUAAAAAGAAUCACCCAUGAGGUCGCACAGGCACAUAUGACAUAUAGACGAGGCGUCCACCACUAGGCAGCAAUCAGCCAAUCACAGCCCUUCCUGGCAUCACGUGCGUGUAAUUACUCACGCAUGUUGACUUCCUUUAACUUUUGUCGGAGAUACACAGACGACACUGAGCCGAAAGCAUCCCGCUGAAAUCUCUCAGUUCGCGGAGUGCAAAUUUUUGGAAUAAGUCAGACGUCGAAUCCUUUUGCUUGGAAUGUGUAUGUUCUUCCGAGGAGUUCUUUUAUAUGUGGAUUUACUACACCUGACUUUAAUUGGCCCCAGACACUGAUAUAUGGAUUCAUACAUUACUAAGCUACAUAGAUGAUGCUUCUCACAGACCCUGAACGGUACUUCACACAAUUGUUUGCAUCCAUACAUCAGUCUGUUUAUGAGCCUACCAGGUCUCUGUAAGCAUGGAUGUGGUAAUGAAAGGAAUACCCAAAUCAUUAGUUCAGGACUGACGACCAGACACUAAAGAACGAACAUUACGGGGAUAAACAUCUAUACAGAAAGAAUGAUGAGAAGAAAUCAAACGGUCUUUGAAAUCACCGCCGAUCUCGAUAGCCAAUCCAGCUGAUGACGAAAUAUCCCUUCGAUGAUCACGGUCAGGAAAAUGAUGAAAGAGCAACCAUGGGUCACCCUCGACGUCAUUGCCUUCAUCGUAUUAGCAGUCUUACAAUUGGUCAGUGGCCAGUUCAGCCUCCAGGCUCCAAUCAAUCAUGUUGCUCUUUCUGCGAACGUCCGAGUGUCCUUCACCAUGUCAGAAAUAGGACUGUCUUAUCCUCCGAACAUCCUACUGAUUGACCUAAGUAACGAUGCAUUGAGGAAGAGUAAGUCUGUUCAAUUGUCCCUCACCGGGGAUGUAACAUUCGAGUGCAGCUUCUUUGAUCAUGCAGGGACUUUUCAAUUUCGGAUGCAAUCUACAAAGAACACUAGUGAAAUCUUAGCAUAUAGUAACAUCAUGAACGUAGCCUGGCCCGAUGUUGAGAUUAGCGUUCCCACUGAUCUUGUUGCAUCAACAAGAGAGUUCCAGGUAGCAGCUGUAGUGACUUCAAAUCUGUGCCAGAAUAUGAGACAUAACCGCUAUGUCAUGGACAUGCUGUUGGUGUAUCAUGGAAAAAGUCUGGCAUCGAAUGUGCAGGACGCCAUUCCAGAUGGUCACGGUGUGGUAGCGGACUCGUUUCCUGUUGGUGAAUUCACUCUGAAUAACGUCAUCACUGUGGACUUCGGGUGUCGUUCUGCGGAUCGUGCCGGGAUCUACACGGUGAUUCUGCAAUCCGAUUUCAACCAGGAAACCGUCGCAAGAAGCAGUGUGUUUGCAGUGACGCCAAAUGAAAAUUACGGGGUGAGCGUGUCGACGGUAGGAAUCUACCCGAAUUGUUCUGGAGCCGGCCGAGUGCAGCCGAUCAUCGUUCGGGUCACCCAACCACCUUGUGCCAGCGAUGACGACACCGUAAGAGUCCUUGGUCAGACGGAAACAUUCUCCUACACACCCUCUCCAUCUAGCCUCGUACAUAUAAUGGAGAAACGCAUUUAUAAUCCAGAUGAUAGCUUACAGUUUUUCUGCAGUGACUUCAGUGAGAUCUACUCAGGUUUCUGCUUUCAUUAUGUGAGCAUAGCAAGGUCAGGCGCGGUUGAUGACCAAGCAUCGGUCUGCAUACCUCUAGAAUAUGAAGGAGAGCCGGUGGAUGGACGGUGGAGCGAGUGGUCUCAGUGGGGUUCGUGCACGGCGACCUGUGGUCAAGGAGUACGACAUCGAUCGCGGUCGUGUACAGACCCGUCACCAGCAAACGGUGGUGCCGAGUGCACUGGUAACCUACUCAUGACGGAGUUUUGUUCCUUUGGACCUUGCAUGACAGCGCCUGUUCCUGUUACGCCCACCACAUUCGGUCCCACGUGCUAUUGCGGCUGUACCGUGACUGGCAAGGAAGGUAGUAUCCAGUCCAAUCCCUCAUUCUGUGAGAACCGAACCCUCUUCAAAUGGGUCAUCGUCGCACCGGAUAACCACAGCAUCCGACUCGAGUUUGUCUCCUUCUAUCUCGCCAUCCAUAGAGAGUAUCUGCGCGUGCGUGAUGGUGAAGAUGGGGAAUCCCCUCUCCUCGCCUACCACACGGGCGUGGCCCUACCGGGACCCGUUUCUACCACUGGGAACUCCAUGUAUAUCGAGUAUAGGGUGGUGAGAGGCGGCAACUUGGAUCAGAUGGGCUUCAGUGCUGUCUUCACCUCGCAAGCGUCUGAUGCGGUUCCUCCUCCACCUCUUCCGGUCGGCAACACCAACGAGUCUCCUGUCGACGUCGGUGCGCUGAACAACACCGCUAUUCUGAUUGCUGGUAUUGUACUGGGCGCCCUCGUUGUCCUCUUCAGCAUCGUCUUCGCUGUACAUGCCCGAUGCAGCCGGAAGUACGAUUACAAGCCGGGAAUGCCCCACGACGACACCGCAGAGACGCAGCUCCGAGGCAUGGGCAUGGGGACAUCGAGUAUCAACUCAUCAUCGACACACCACAGUCGGCCGUGGGGUGCGGCGCCGAUUGGACGCAGCACGACCUCACAAUCGGAACAGUCUAAUCAGAGCACGAGCAAGCGAGGAUGGCCGGAUGGUGAUCGCAGCCAGUUGUAUGUCGUACAUGACGAGAAUGCAAAGUUUUACAGAGAAGCAAGCUUCUCGUCGUCUCAUCGCUCUGCCAAAGAGAAGUUACCAAGUAUACCUAGUCCCUACCACGAGGCUGAGCUUGAGAAAUGGACCAAACGACAUGGCCACAAAAUCGCAGUACCAUACCAUGCUGGGGAUGUCAGUCGAGGAUCUGCUGGUGAACUCUCCACCAGUAAACAUAGUGGAAGGACAGAUCGUAAUACAACGCACCUCGCCAUGAAAUCUCCAGAGGAAUUUGCAAUGACAGGUAUACAUGACAGUAGGACUAGUAUGUCCAGUUCAAAGAGAAAUCGUGUCCAAGAAACGUCGCACAGCACUCCCCAGAUGCAGGCAAUAGCGAACGUCGAAAAUACUGACAAUACUUCACCUUACGUGAACAAAGAUGGGCAGCUUACACCCCUGGGUUUAGCCGUAUCGAAAUUGAACGAUAAUGGUAUGGCUUUUAGAAUACCAGAAGGAGCAGAAAACCCAGAUCAAGAGAAAAGAGAAUAUAAAGAACGUAAACAACAUAGAACUCAUCGACAUAAAGAUAGAUCAGAUUUGAAAAGUCCAGAUUCGACGCAUAGUGAGGGUAAAAAGCGCAGAGGAGUUGUGCAUCCGGAAGAUGUUUUGCAAGAAGAAGCUACUCCUGUCGAUAAUGAGCGAAAGCUUCCGGUGGCGCCAAAAAUGGCGUUUUAUUCGGAUGACGAGCCCGACUGGCGGCCCGCUCCGGAUCAACCCGCAGAAGAAGCAGACAUUCGAGCGGAGACGCUGCCUCGCGAGAAGUCACGAGAGAAAUCUACCCAUUCAAAAGGCUCAAGCUCUCGAAAGAACGAUCCAAAUCAUCUACGCAAUGGUGCAAUGUCCCCACAUAGAACUUCAAAUGAAGAAGGCAUAGGCUCAGGUCAUAGCUCAACACUGAGAAGUGACAAAUCGGGUUCUUUAGAUCGACAUGGUCGUCAUGAUAGGAGCCGAAAACCACCGGUGCCGGCACGGCAUGGACAUCGAUCCAAAAAGCAUGGAGAAAAACCGGCGGUCCCACCGCGUCCUGAUCCCCACAGAUACGCAAAUCACGUUACAAACUCACUCGAAAGCACAAAGCAGGAUGCACCCAGUUAUAGCUUGCCAAACGAUCAUCUCCCAUCUUUGUCUGACUACAGCGGUCAGAUGUCUGUUGAACCGUCACCAGUGCGGUUACCACGUCCGCUCAACCGCAAACAGAACCACGCGCAGCUAACCCAAGUAUUCAUUAGCGACGAGAGUCUGAUUCGGCCGCAGUCGGGAGCCGAGAGCUCGCGAUCAGGUACUUCUCAUCGGCAGCUUCCAGAGACUCCUCCAUAUGGAUUCUCUCCUACAAGACAACAGAGACCAAAUACCCAUCGUCACCAGAGUGAUCUCUCCCUCUCCAUCUCACAAGAUGAGCCCGAGUUUGACUAUUACAUUCCCACCGUACCCGGCUCAUUUUUUGAGAACCCAUAUCCCAUGGGACCAUCUGAAAGAAAAAUCAACAAAAUGAGUAAACCAAAGUCCCCAUCUGCAUCGCUGAUCUAGACGGUAAAAACUUCAAUUUUAAAGUCACCUCUGCGAUCUGUAACACAAAGGUUUGCGAUGGAAACAAACAUGAUCUGAUCAAUUCUGAUUGGUUCGUUGUUAGUGUUUCGAACAAAUUGCGCAUGGUAUAACGAUUAUAAUUGACCAUUGCCAUGUAGCGUUUACUUGCGAAUCUUUGUGUCACAGAUCCUUGCAUUGUGCACCGUUUCUCAAGAAAGAUGUCAGCAAUAACAAGUAGUCAUUCUCUGACAGUGACCACAGUCACAUUCAAAGAGCUUUUCUCAGCCAAUUUUCUAUACUCUAUUUACCCAAUGCUGAUAUCUUUCAUUAAUGAUGCCAAGGAUAAGGUACAUUUUGAUACCAUUUUGUCUAGCUAAUUUCAAACGAAGUUAUGAUUGCCUAAUAAGCCAAUAUUAUGAUAUGCCAUUACACUCGGCGACAGCUUAAGGUCCGAAAAUAAAUCCAAGUUGACUUUCAAUAGUUUUCGCGAUCAUGUCGAUGCAGAAACUUGAUUAUCAAUUCAAUUUUUAUAAUUUUUCUUGUAUCUGUUUUUGUACAAAAAAGAUUAGUGAGUCAGGGUACCAGAUUUAUCAAGAUAUUUAUUUUCUUUAUGGAACUAAGAUUAAAAAACGUGAAGAAGCGAAUUUGUGCUGCUUAUUUUAUGGUACACGUUGGAAAUUUAGUUUUGUUUAGGAUUAUUCGAGAUCUACCGAUUUCCUCGGGAGAUUUCAUGACGGUAGGUUGGAGAACAACCAGCAACAAAAAUAAAGGACGUCCAACACUAAACAUUUAUAGCCAUUUGCACCCCGGAAAUAUUCCCUGCGCGUGAUGCCAUCCAUGCCCUGGGGCCCGUUUCAUAAAGACACACAACUACUGUAAAUUCAUCAUUAUUUUAACUCCCAUGGAAUUCUUCAUUGCGAUUGGCUGCUGUGCCCUGUUAUCAUGGUAGCUGUCCUUGUACAAUAAUUGUAUCUCUUUAGGAAACGGGUCCCGGGUCACAGAACCCAGCUCACUUGUUGAAUCAUGUCCUGAAAAUCGGGAAGACGGAACGCUGUUACCUUCCCGCAUACGCAAAAGGAGAAUUCCAUUUGAACCGCAUUGUUCUCCAAUUUACCGUUUCUGAACAAAGGUAUACAGUUGUAAAUGGUAAUCGUUAAGCUUCUUUUGGAAUUCUAGUUUUCCGAACAAGAAUUGUGCAUUGUGUUUAUGAAAAAUGUAAUGAGCUGAAAUAUUAAUGAAUAAAGCGUGUAUAUAAACUAUUUUGUUACAGAUUGGUAUGGGAUAGAUUUCAACCCUAGAAUCUUUGUGGAUUUUAUAUAAUGCAGAUCUUAAGUAGAUAUUGAGAUUGUUACGAUACUGCAGCAAAUAACAAUGAAAAUUAGUUUUGAAUUUGAUUUCCCUUUUGUAAUUACAGGAAAUAGAUCAAUCAUACAUUAAACAAAACAAAAAUAAUAAUAAUCUUACAUCUCUUGAAGUGUCAGAUCUGAUUAGUCCACAAAUGUAUAUUCCA